AUGCUGAUGCUAUCUGUUAUUAUUUCAAUUGCAGCAGUUGUAGCAAAGGAAGCAGGUAUGCCAAAUGACCUGAGUAGUAAUAUCGAGGGAUUCGGACCUAGUAAAUUCGAUAGUCUGCUGAGUCCAAGCAUCCCAAUGUCGGACCUGAAAGGAUACGCAAAUGAUCACAACCACAAAAGAGAUCACAAAGGAUUCGGAAAUCUUAGUAUAAUUAGUUUCAACAUGGAGAGUGCGACCGAUUCAAGUCGUGAUGGACUUCAGGAUUUUGUAUUAGGCCUUCUGGAUUCAUCGCAUCCAUCAGUCAUGACACUGCAAUCAAUCAGGAAGAAAGAGAUUGAUGCGCUGAGCACAAAGUUGCUUGGGCACUAUGGAAUCCUGAAUGAUGAUCAGGGAUCGAUAAAUGUUCUGGAGAGUCCAAAAUUAUAUCUUCCGAUAAUCUAUGAUACACAGCAUGUUAGGAAAAUCUCGAAUGGAUACUACAGAAACCCGGAACAGAGCAAGAUUAUCUAUGCAAGUUGGGCAGUGUUUGAGACACUCGCCACCAAACAGUGGUUCACGGUGAUCAAUCUCGACCUGUAUAAUGCCUACGAAGAAAAGAUCGACGUCAAAAUGGCAAACAUCCUGCGUGACAUUCACGUAGAUCCCACAAUUAGCGCAAGACCGGUGUUUUACAUGGGAAGGAUCAAUGUUGCCUCUGAUAGACUCAAGCAAGUUAUCGAGAAUAACUACAUCAACCCGCUUGACAAGGACAUAAAUUCCAAGAACGAGGAGCGAUUCACAAUGAUAAAUCCCUCCGACAUACAAACAGACCAUCAGAGAGAUUACAUACUUAUUAGUGAGAAGAAACAAAAUGAUCCAAAUGCAAUCCAUAAUGUAAAGACAAUCCACUAUGCAAGGAUAUUAAGAUUAGGUAUUCCAGGACUUAACUAUCCGAUACAUACGAUAGUUUCGCUGUAG
Ordospora colligata OC4 is the source of this 957-nucleotide messenger RNA. RefSeq lists its product as uncharacterized. The transcript has a single exon. Bases 1 to 957 code for a protein of 318 amino acids. The record is from RefSeq and is a predicted model, not a curated record. Lineage: Eukaryota; Fungi; Microsporidia; Ordosporidae.